Talaromyces proteolyticus is the source of this 1741-nucleotide messenger RNA. Its product is annotated as putative pre-mRNA splicing factor. The coding region runs from base 40 to 1584 and encodes 514 amino acids. The record is from RefSeq and is a predicted model, not a curated record. Gene Ontology annotation, biological process: spliceosomal tri-snRNP complex assembly; mRNA splicing, via spliceosome. The transcript has a single exon. Lineage: Eukaryota; Fungi; Ascomycota; Eurotiomycetes; Eurotiales; Trichocomaceae. Gene Ontology annotation, cellular component: precatalytic spliceosome; U4 snRNP; U4/U6 x U5 tri-snRNP complex.
AAUCACUACCACUAGAUCUGGCCUGCCACUUCCGCCAAGAUGUCGGCCGCUGAAGAUCUUCUGAGAGAUUUUGAGGACUCCGACGUGGAGGAUCUCGCGGAUGAUGUGAGCAAUGGAGUGGAGGAAAUGGAAGACGUCACUGAAACAGCGGAGGAGGCUGGUGAGGAGGAUGGCAGAGUCAAGAAUGACUUCGAGGUUGCCAUGUCAGCGGCAGAUGAGCUUUCUCGACUACAUAAAGUCUUACGAGAUCAAUACUCGAUCCGAUUCCCCGAGCUCGAAACCCUCAUUACGAAUCCUAUCAACUACGCCAAAACAGUAGCCAUCCUGAGGAAUGGCCCGCUCGACAACAUCAAACAGCUAUCGACCUCGUCCGACAACAUGGUCGGCGCGCCGCUCAAUACUGUUCUCGAUGGCCCCUCGUUGAUGGUAGUCACGGUCGAAGGCACAUCUACGCGGGGGCGGGAGAUGACUGAGGCCGAGCUUCAAACUGUCCUCGCUGUUUGCGAGAAGAUUCUCAAACUCGAUCGCGAAAGAACUGCGCGCAUAGAGAGUGUUCAGUCUCGCAUGACUGAAAUUGCACCAAACCUUACUGCUCUUGUCGGGUCCCAUACCGCAGCACAGUUCUUAAACCAGGCUGGUGGCCUUCUGGAGCUUGCUAAAAUCCCCGCCUGCAAUCUCGCAGCUCAAGGGUCUAAAAAACAAGAAGGUCUAGGUUUUGCUACGAAUGUAGGAAUUCGUCAGCAGGGGUUCCUCUAUCACUCUUCCCUUAUCCAAGAUAUCCCGAACGAUGUCAAGCGUCAAGCAAUGCGCAUUGUGUCAGCAAAGAUGGUGUUGGCUGCACGAGCAGACGUCGCCCGAACCAGCCCGGAUGGAUCGAUGGGAGAGCAGCUCAAGCAACAGUGCUUCCAACGAUUAGACAAAUUAACCGAACCACCACCAAACAAGGGACCUCGAGCCCUACCUGCACCGGAUGACAAGCCAGCGCGAAAGAGAGGUGGUCGACGCGCACGCAAGGCCAAGGAGGCUGUGGCAGUGACAGAAAUACGCAAAGCCCAAAACCGUGUUGCCUUUGGGAAAGAGGAGCAGGAGGCUGGCUAUGGUACCGGCGAUUCAUCUGUUGGUUUGGGCAUGCUCGGCCAGCAAAACGACGGACGUAUCCGCGCUACUCAGAUCGAUCAACGUACUCGAGCUAAGCUUAGCAAAUCUAACAAGGGCUGGGGUGCUGCCACCCCUAUCGGUGGUACAGCGACAUCUCUCCGUGGGCCUGGGAAUGCGACCGUCCUGCAAGGCCUGCGCACGUCCGGGGUCGGGACAUCGCUCGGGGCGCAAGCUGGAACAGCUAGUUCGAUUGCUUUCACGCCUGUUCAAGGCCUCGAGCUGGUCGAUCCCAAAGUGCAAGCCGAGCUUAACCGCAAACGCAAGGCUGAAGAGGAUCGUUGGUUCAAGGGCGGCACCUUCACACAGGUCGGCGGUCAAAGCAGUGCAAGCAAUGGAGGCUUCAAGGUGCCAGACGUUCCUGCGAAAAAGAGAAUCGAUAUUGGUGAAGGCAAGAUGGCUCCGCCACCGUUGCCUGUCAAGAGAUGAGCAUCUUUGUGAUAAUACUGCAUUUUACUCUGGCGUUUGGGUGAUAUCGAGCCCAUGACUUGAUGAUACCACUUUCGUGUAUUUCUGUAUUGAUUACUUCAGUUCAUAAAUCAUAUUCAACAUUUAAAACCAGUCAAACAUCAUUAUGUAUUUCCCA